GUGGGAGCAUCGGGACUCGAAGGCGCGAUCAGGCCUCGGCCAUGGCGGCGCACGGGAAGCUGCGGCGGGAGCGGGGGCUGCAGGCUGAGUAUGAGGCACAAGUCAAAGAGAUGCGCUGGCAAUUGAGUGAGCAGCUCCGUUGCCUGGAGCUUCAGGGAGAGCUGCGGCGAGACUUGUUGCAAGAGCUAGCUGAGUUCAUGCGGCGCCGGGCAGAGGUGGAGCUGGAGUACUCUCGGGGCCUGGACAAGUUGGCUGAACGCUUUGCCAGUCGCAGUGGUCGCCUGGGAGGCAGCAGCCGGGAGCAGCAAAGCUUCCGGAAGGAGCCAACUCUCCUGUCAUCCUUGCACUGCUGGUCUGUGUUACUGGAACACACACGGCAACAGAGUCGUGAAAGUGCCGCCCUCAGCGAGGUGCUGGCUGGACCCCUGGCUCAGCGCCUGAGUUAUAUUGCCGAGGAUGUGGGACUCUUAGUCAAAAAGAGUAAGGACCUGGUGCAGCAGCUGCAGGAUGAGCUACUGGAGGUGGUCUCAGAACUCCAGACAACCAAGAAGACAUAUUAUGUGUACCACUUGGAGAGCAUGAAUGCUGAGACCAAACUCCGGGAAGCUGAGCGACAGGAGGAGAAGAGGUCAGGCCGGAGUGCCCUGCCCACCACUACUGCUGCCUCUGCCAGCACCACAACUACUGUUACCACCAAUGAGACAGGACCCCUCCGAAAGAGCUCUCUCAAGAAAGGAGGGCGGCUAGUGGAGAAGCGUCACGCCAAGUUUUUGGAGCAUAAACUUAAGUGCACCACAGCCCGAAAUGAGUACCUGCUCAGCCUAGCCAGUGUCAAUGCUGCCGUCAGCAACUACUACUUGCAGGGUAUCUUGGACCUCAUGGAUUGCUGUGACACAGGUUUCCACUUGGCCCUGGGGCAGGCCCUCCGGAGCUACACAGCUGCUGAGAACCGCACUCAAGCCUCCCAGAUGCAAGGAUUGGGCAGCCUGGAAGAGGCUCUGGAGGCCCUGGAUCCUCCAGGGGACAAAGCCAAAGUGCUUGAAGUUCAUGCCAUGGCCUUCUGUCUCCCACUACGAUUUGACUACCAGCCCCAUGAAGGUGAUGAGGUGGCUGAGAUCCAGGUUGAGAUGGAACUUCGGGAUGAGAUUUUGCCCAGAGCCCAAAACAUCCAGAGUCGCUUGGACCAAAAGACCAUCGAGACAGAAGAGGUGAAUAAGACACUGAAGGCAACACUUCAGGCUCUGCUAGAAGUGGUAGCAUCAGAGGAUGGGGACAUGUUGGACUCUUUGCCGGCCAGCCCCUCCACUGAGUCCCUCAAGUCCACAAGCUCAGACCCAGGCACCAAACAGACAGGCCGCAGACGGAGCCAGCAGCAGGAGACAGAGACCUUCUACAUUACGAAGCUGCAGGAGUAUCUGAGUGGCCGGAGCAUUCUUGCCAAGCUGCAGGCCAAGCAUGAAAAGCUGCAGGAGGCUAUACAACGAGGUAACAAGGAAGAGCGAAAAACAUCUUGGACCCAGUGCACAGAGAGAAAAUUUCACAAGAGCCACCACCCUCGUCCUAUCUCCCAGUAUAACCAGAGACUCUUUGGAGGUGACCUGGAGAAGUUUAUCCAGAGCUCAGGCCAACCUGUGCCCCUUGUGGUGGAAAGCUGUAUCCGUUUCAUUAACCUCAAUGGCCUGCAGCAUGAAGGCAUCUUCCGGAUAUCAGGUGCCCAGGCCCGGAUCUCUGAGAUCCGAGAUGCCUUUGAAAGAGGGGAGGACCCUCUGGUGGAAGGUUGUACUGCUCAUGACCUAGACUCAGUGGCUGGGGGACUGAAGCUGGAGCUCAGGAGCCUGGAGCCCCCACUCUUCCCCUUGGGCAUGUUUAAUGAGCUUCUGACUUCAGCAGAACUAGAGGCUGUGGGUGAGCGGGUGGAGCCUAUGAGCCAUCUGUUGUCCAGACUGCCCAGACCUGUGCUAGUGGUCCUGCGAUAUCUCUUCACCUUCCUCAACCACCUGACCCAGUACAGCGAUGAGAACAUGAUGGACUCCUACAACCUGGCUGUAUGCUUUGGGCCCACACUGUUGCCUGUGCCUGCUGGGCAGGACCCUGUAGCCUUGCAGGGUCUAGUGAACCAGCUGGUGCAAACUCUUAUCCUGCAACCAGCUCGAGUUUUCCCACCCCUGGCCAUACUGCCAGGCCCCAUCUAUGAGAAAUGCAUGGCACCACCUUCUGCCAGCUGCCUGGGGGAUAGCCAGUUGGAGAGCCUUGUUGGGGAGCCAGAGCUGGAGUUGGAAGCUGGGACCACAGCUCAGGAAGAUGACCCGGAGGGAGAUGUGGAGGCUGUGGCCUGCUUUGCCUACACUGCCAGCACAGCCCAGGAGCUGACAUUCCAGCGAGGGGAUGUGCUACGGCUGUAUGCUCGGGCAUCGAGUGACUGGUGGCGAGGGGAGCAUGCUGGUGUACAGGGACUCAUUCCCCAUAAGUACAUCACACUGCCUGAGGGGCUGGAACUAGGCACCCCACCUGAGGCUGUGGGCCCUUCUGGGCACAGACGACACUGUUUGGUUCCCACCUCCCCUGAGCAACAUGUGGAGAUGGAUAAGGCUGUGGCGCAGAACAUGGACUCUGUGUUUAAGGAGCUCUUGGGAAAGGCUGCUGUCCGCCAGGGACAUGGGCUAGCCUCUACAGCCUCCCCAAGUCUAGGAACCAGAAACCUGAAGCCCCUGGCCUGCAGCAACUUCGGCAAAACCAAAGUCUUCUCCCGGGGACCUGGCACUCCAGUUUCCCCCUCAGCCUCCCACCCCCAGGGUCCAGACUCACAGCUUACCUCCAUCAGUCACCAGCCCACCAUUCCCCUUAGGCCUAUUGCCUCUCCACAUCCCUGCUCUAGGGGUCUUUGGGAAGUAGCAAAAGAAGGAGGCUAG
This is a messenger RNA of Cricetulus griseus (Chinese hamster), 2909 nucleotides long. NCBI's taxonomy places the organism in Eukaryota, Metazoa, Chordata, Mammalia, Rodentia, Cricetidae. The record is from RefSeq and is a predicted model, not a curated record.